Molecule: messenger RNA, 1474 nt
Organism: Ilex paraguariensis (yerba mate)
Lineage: Eukaryota; Viridiplantae; Streptophyta; Magnoliopsida; Aquifoliales; Aquifoliaceae
Source: the annotation of a GenBank genome assembly
AAUUGUUCUAGGAGUCAUUUUUGGAGACCGACCCAUAUACCUAUUUUGAAUUGCAAACAAGACCACAAAAUAUCCCGCCCUCAACUCUCAAUUUCACCAUCUCUCUCUCUACAACGGCGACACACUAAAAUUAAAACCGCUCUCAAAGUUACAGACAGACAGAGAAAUCUGAAAUGGCUACAAAGAUUGGAACGAUGGACUCAGUUUACUUUGUCGGCAGAUCGGAGAUUUUGGCGUGGAUCAAUUCCACUCUCCAUCUCAAUCUCUCCAAGGUCGAAGAGGCGUGUUCUGGAGCGGUUCAGUGUCAGCUGAUGGAUGCUGUUCAUCCCGGAACAGUUCCGAUGCACAAGGUCAAUUUUGACGCCAAAAACGAUUACGAGAUGAUACAGAACUACAAGGUUCUCCAAGACGUUUUCAACAAACUCAAGAUCACCAAGCAAAUUGAGGUAAAUAAGCUAGUGAAAGGAAGACCCUUGGAUAAUUUGGAGUUCAUGCAAUGGAUGAAGGGGUACUGUGAUUCUGUCAAUUCGGGAGGCCUACGCAAUUACAAUCCUAUGGAAAGGAGAGAGGCUUGCAAAGGUGGAAAAGAUGUCAGCAAGAAAUUUGCACAAUCACAAUCAUCAGCCAAGUGUGCAUUAGCUCCUGCUAGAACUCAAGCCUCCCAUAAUGCCCGAAGGAAUGAUGCACCUUCUCUAAAUACUACUAAUCAAUCUGUGAAGGCUUCUAGACCUUCUUCAAGUGGAGGGCCUUCUGUCUGCCCUGAAUUAGGAUGUACUGUGUUUGAACAACAGAUCACGGAGCUGAAGUUGUCAGUGGAUAGCCUUGAGAAGGAGAGGGACUUUUACUUUGCGAAGUUGAGGGAUAUUGAGAUCUUGUGCCAGUCCCGUGAGAUUGGAGACCUCCCUGUGGUUGAAGCAAUACAGAGGAUAUUAUAUGCUAUGGAUGAUGAUGCAUCAGUGGUGUCAGAAGCUCAGGCCAUUAUAUCCGAAUACCAGCACCAAGCAGAGCCAUCGAGUUCCAUACCUGAGGUGGAAGAAGAUUUGCCAAAGUCAGAUAAUCAGAAAAGGAAAACUAUAAUCAAUCUUGAUGUUGAUGUUGCUGCGAGCACUACAUUGUCUCCAAGGCAAAGGAUUUCUGAUGUUUCUGAUGUGCAUUCCAGUGGAUCGCCCCUUAUGACUUACUGAUCAUUUCCCUAUCCUAACUCCUAAGGAUGGGUGGUUAGACAAUUCCCUUUACCAUCUUGCCCAUUAGUUUCACUUUACAAUGUUGGAAUAUGAUUGUCAAUAGUUUAUAGAUCAUUAUGUUUUGGAGUUUGUCCUGUUUCUGUCGUCUGUUUAGAAUGCAUGACAAUAGUAUCUCCUCUUUGUUUCUGGCCUGCUAGUUGCUUUAUUAUAUUAUUGAGAAAUGAGGUAUUGGUUGCUCGGUCGAAAGUGCACAAUUCAGAGCUCUGUUUGAAUUUGAUAAACACCAGUCA